CAUGCGCACUUCUUGUCGUUUUCCGGUUCGCCAUCUUGUGUUUCCAAGUGAACUAAAUGAGCGAAUCCAAAGGCGUCUGUAUUCAUUGCAACACAUGGUUAUUCGUUUCUCUGACCUCUGAGAAAUAUACUGGAUUGUGCAGCUUACUCUGAUGUGGUUUUAGCGCUGUUGUUUUCUGUAUAAGUGGACAGACUAGACACCCUCUGACAUCCUGGAACUUUAAUGCGAAGAAGGGGAGGUCCUCCCCAAUGGGGAUCACGCAACAGGUCGCAUCCUCCCUCACCACAACCACCACCUGAAUAUUAUGACAGGAUUGAUCACCCACCACCUCCUCCCUCAGGAAGGGCACCACCUAGAUUUCGGGAUGAUCCACAUUUAUCAAGACCUCCUCCUUGGAUAAGAGACAAGUUUGAUGGUCCACCCAGACAUCCACCAUGGGCAGAUGAUUACUCUCCUCCACAACGCUGCCCGCCACCUGGUUGGUCAGCUCCUCAGGACCCACGUCCUCCUUCAUUUAUUGAUGAUGGUCCAUCCAGAACCCUCCCAUGGAAAAGUGACUCGCCCCCACAUCAUCCACCCUUUCCUCCAUUCAAUGAUGAUGAUCCUCAAAGAACCCCACCGUGGAAAAGUGACUCUCCACCUCGUCCUGCUCCACAAUCUUCAUUUGCUGAUGAUGACUUUGAUAUUCCUCCUCCCCCUCCUCCUCCUUAUCUUCCAAAUAGACCACCUAGAGGAAGAAGGAGAGCUGGACGUGGUGGCAUUCCUGGUAGAGGAUCACUCAGUGGAAGGGGUGAGGCUCCUAAAAGAAGAGCUAUGAUUACAAGAGGUACAAAUCAAGCAAAGGGUGCCAUGAUGAGGGGUGUAAAUAAUAGAAGAGGGUCUUCUCCAGCCCCAAGGGGUAGGGGUGCAGCCAUUACAACUAGGGGAGCUCAAAGUGCAGCAAGGGGUAUGCCUAUCACACGAGGACAGACUAGGGGCAGAACCAAUGGAUUUAGAGGAGCAGCAAUGGGUACUCUUACAUAUAGAGGAGGAAUAUGUGUCUCCAAUAUUAAUGGUAAUGCAGACAGUAAAGAGGAUAUAUCAGGACUGUCAGAUGAUACUAGCAAAGGAUUGGCCAAAUGGCUGAAUGCUAUCAGGAAUGGGAAGUUAGAUACAGAAUGCCAAACCUCAACAGAGGCUGCUGGAAACAACAUUAAUGCAGCAUUGCCACAGAAACAAGAUUUUCAAUCAACAAAUACAGAUGCAAAGACUGGAAAAGGGAAUAAUGUGAAUAACUAUGGUGCAAAGGACAAGCAAAAGACACAGCCUAGUGUUGUCAAAGUACCUGGGAAUCCUGACUUCAUUUCAUUCAAGAACAGUUUACAAGAAUGUUGCCAGAAGCAGCAGUUACCAGUCCCUUCCUACACAACUUGGAAAAAUAGCUUUGGUUACUCAGGAAAAGUUGAGGUUGCAAACAGUACUUUCAAAAGUACUGGUGUUCAAGGAGAGCGUAAGGAGGCCGAGCAAGGGGCUGCAUAUUCUGCUUUAAUGGCUCUGGGCCUAAUUGAUGCCUCUGUCAAGUUUGAUGUUAAAACUGCUGCAGUCAUCAAGCGGCCUGCCGUAGACAACAGCAUUGUGCUUGAUCCAGCUGGAAAGAGAUUAAAACUUGAGGCAACUUCCACUGUGGCUACUUCCUACAAGAGCAGACUGAAUGAAUUUUGCCAAAAGUUUCGUCUUUCAAUUCCAUCUUAUGACACUGAUAAAGUGGAAAACGGAAAGGGCUUCCUUACCACUGUCGUUUUCAACAAAAAAGUUUAUAAAAGCAAUGGACCACAGCCCACAAAAAAACAAUCGGAACAGAAUGCUGCACAAGUUGUUUUACACUUUCUGAACCAGUGUCCUCCUCCGGCACCCAGUUAUCAGGAUUAUAUGGAACAAUGCAAGAAGCUCACCUCAGGACAGGAUCAACUUUCAGAAUCCAUUGCUACAGAGGCAUCUACCACUGCAGUUACUACUACAAUAAACGCAGCAGUAGUGCAACCGAUCUCUACAUCCACAGCGCCCAACCCUUUCGUACCUACAGACCAGAACAAUUCCGACCCUACAGCCUCAGAGACUCUUAAUGCAGACGUAGCCAAACCAACCAUUACUUUCACGUCGCACAAAAACAAACUGCAAGAAUACUGCCAGAAGUCCAAGAUAGAACUACCUGUUUACUCCUGUCAAAGGGAAAAUGGCGUCUUUACUUGUACGGUUCAUGUCGCUGGACGAUCGUUUUCCAGUAACGGCUGUAACACUAAGAAAGGCUCAGAGCAGACUGCGGCCAACAUAGCGCUGAAAGCUUUGGGACUUAUUUAACACGGUUUGUACGCAGUUUUGACACAUUUCUAUUGCGGGCGUAGUCGAGGUUUGGGCACAGGAAUGCACAAGGUAUGAAAAAUAAUUUAAGACCAUGAUGGAAAUUUAUUUUAUAUCCAUUACCUUGGUGUCAAUGGGACGCAAGAGACGUUGGUCAGGUUUUUACCUCCAUGGAGUGUUCGGCUAAGAAAAGUCUAUGAAAUGACAAGCGCUUUGUUCGGGCGACAUGUUGGACAGAGCGGGUGCCCCCUGCAGGAGUCUUCCAAGGACUUUCGGCACAGCACCCGGAGCGAUGUCGGGUUCGCUCGGGUUUACGGUCGGUAACCAACAUGGUGCCCGAACGAGAUGUUAUCAUCGCAUUAAGUAUUAGUUUGUCGUUAUUUGCAACGUCGAACCUUAACUAAUGACUCAGUUUCUUGUAGAAUUUUAUUUGAUUAGACAGAAGCACUCGUGAUUGAACGUUUGCGAGACUAUGAUCGGACUCAUUAGCAUUUUAAUGAGAAACUCUCAUUAAACGAACUGGAUUAAAAACUAGGCUGCCACAGUUACAUCUGUCGUGUUGUACUAUGUGACGGAAUACAUAAGGAGAAACUGUUAUACAACAUUAUUUUACUGGUUAUAGUUUUUUUUUUAUUCACUUUGUCUUUGAAAUUAUAACACCUGGGACGGUCAACUGUAAGGUACCAGAAAGAUUCUUCUUGUCCUACAACAUGUUGUUUUAGCCGUCGCGCUAAAAAAUUUAAGGGUUUUACAACAUCGUCGACAGAUAUCUUGACUUGCCUAAAAUAUUCUCUUAUCGUUCGUUUCGUGAAACUAAUGUCAGAAUCGGGUGUUUAAAGGCUUUUAAAUUGUCUCAAAGUUAAAUGUAUGAAAAGGAAAAUCAAAUGAAGUAGUUUUCUAGAGGAAUCGGCGAAGCUAGACCUACGUUUUGGUCGAGAGUUGUAACCAUACUAGUUGUUGUAAAUAAAUGCGUUAAGUGUUUGAAAGUGUAGCGGUUGACCUCGCGAGUGACUUCGGAUCUGGGAGCUUUGUG
Messenger RNA from Pocillopora verrucosa, 3370 nucleotides. RefSeq lists its product as uncharacterized. The record is from RefSeq and is a predicted model, not a curated record. NCBI's taxonomy places the organism in Eukaryota, Metazoa, Cnidaria, Anthozoa, Scleractinia, Pocilloporidae.